Molecule: messenger RNA, 1444 nt
Organism: Eutrema salsugineum
Lineage: Eukaryota; Viridiplantae; Streptophyta; Magnoliopsida; Brassicales; Brassicaceae
Product: transcription factor MYB25
Exons: 2
Coding region: 65-1252 (395 amino acids)
Biological process (GO): regulation of DNA-templated transcription
Cellular component (GO): nucleus
Molecular function (GO): RNA polymerase II cis-regulatory region sequence-specific DNA binding; DNA-binding transcription factor activity, RNA polymerase II-specific
Source: RefSeq, a predicted model, not a curated record
CCCAAAAUCAAUUUUUCUUCUUUUUUUUUUCAAAAUUUAAUUCAUUUCUGGCAAAAAGAAAAUAAUGGAAGGAGAAGAAACUCAUCGAUCAUCGGAGCCGUUACCUUUACUAUCCGCCGAUUCCGAUGAAGGAAUCAGCGCUGCGAUUGAGGCGGAGCUAGCAGAGUUAGCUGCCGGAGACUCAAGCGGCGGCGGAGGAAUUAAGAGCAAAGUGAAGGGACCUUGGUCUACGGAGGAAGACGCCGUGCUCACGAAGCUUGUGAGCAAGUUAGGUCCAAGGAAUUGGAGUUUGAUCGCUCGUGGAAUCCCUGGCCGCUCUGGAAAAUCUUGUCGAUUGCGUUGGUGUAAUCAGCUUGACCCUUGUCUCAAACGAAAACCUUUCUCUGAUGAGGAAGAUCGUAUGAUAAUAUCUGCACACGCCAUUCACGGAAACAAAUGGGCCGUGAUUGCGAAAAUGUUGCCCGGAAGAACAGAUAACGCGAUCAAGAACCAUUGGAACUCGACGCUUAGACGCAAAUACGCAGAUCUAUGGAAGAAUAGUCAGUGGAUGGCCAACCAAGUUACUACUGCUUACGUCAAGAACGAGAACGUCGAGGGAAUAUCAAAUCCAUCCUUCAAACAACAAUCGCCUCAAGGAGAUACCAUCUCACCACCAGAGCCUCCACAGGCUAAUGAUGUUACAAUGGAUGAUGCAGCUAAUGAUGUUACGAUGGAUGAUGCAGCCAAUGAACCUCAAGAAAAAGCUCCAACAGAGAGUAACGCUCCGAUAGAAAGUAACGUGUCUCGCCCAGUGGCUCGUGUUGGAGCGUUCAGUGUGUAUAACCCUACCAGCCAGAGAAAUGGAUACAGGGAUCACAAUGUAGUUCCAUGUGAGGGACCAUUGAUUCAAGCGGCUAAACCUGAUUCAUUGGCUGGUAGAUUUCUACAAUCUCUUUGCGAUGAACCUCACAUCCCUUCGAAAUGUGGUCAUGGUUGCUCUACUUAUCCAGCUGGAACCAAGUUUUCCCCUAACUCGGUUUUGGGACCGGAGUUUGUGGAUUACGAAGAGCCUCGUGCGGUUUUCAACCAAGAACUGAUAUCUAUAGCAACCGAUUUGAACAACAUUGCGUGGAUAAAGAGUGGCCUUGACAACACCAUUGUCAGAGAAGCAGAACAGAGUUUGAAGAUGGAUAAUUUCAACAGUUUCGAUGAUCCUCGAAUCAAGUUUACUGGAAUGAUGCCUAGACAGGAGUUCUUCUGUGCAAGAAGCUGAAAAACUCUCAGAAGAAGGGCUUUAGAUUCAUCUUCCCCUUUUUGAUUCUUUGCGCUUUGACGCACAUAGAUGAUGAUGUUCAUGUCGACAAGUACCAGACUUGUCGAGGGUUUUUUUCUGACAUUUGAUUCGGAUUUGAUGGAAGAAAGAUUAAAACAGAGUCUGUAAUGAUCAUUUUCAACAUUUUGAUCA